Messenger RNA from Drosophila ficusphila, 913 nucleotides. RefSeq lists its product as uncharacterized. The transcript is spliced from 2 exons. NCBI's taxonomy places the organism in Eukaryota, Metazoa, Arthropoda, Insecta, Diptera, Drosophilidae. The record is from RefSeq and is a predicted model, not a curated record. The coding region runs from base 50 to 805 and encodes 251 amino acids.
CAGUGCGUCAAAAGAGCUUCUGCCCCGAGUCAAGUGAUUAUCGUCUGCAAUGUGUCGCGAAAUCUCUGCGAAAGUCCUGGCCUCUCUGGCAGUGAUCGGUGUGGUGUUCCUAGCUCCCGCCUCGGGAAUCAGCAGACCCCUGCCCCCCUACGUCGGCCUGCCCACCCAGGAUGGCCUUACCCGGCUGUUCCUCAACUCGCGGGUCACGCAGCGCGACCCCUUCGCCUCGGUGGCCUGCUUCGGCGGCUACAUCGGCGAGUCCAACCAGAUCGCGGAGCGCUACAGCGCCAACUACAGCAGGUGUGCCACGGUGGCACAGAACUCGAGGAAGGGAAUCGACACUGACUUCCUGGGCACCCGCCGCACCAUCCAGCGCUCCUCGGAGAGAGUCUGCCAGGAGCUCAGCGUGUGCAACCGGAUCAACGGCACCCUCGACUCCUUCGACUGCCACGCCGCUGUGGGCUCGAACAACACGGUAUCCACCUAUAGUAUCUCGGGAAACGCCUCGGAGUCCGCUAGUUUGCUGCGGGAACGCUACCGCGUGAUCGAUCUGCAGCACGAGCAGUGCUGCCACAAGGCAGAGCGCCACUACGUGGAGGCCACUGCCAAGAACUACAACCACCUGCAGGCCUGCCUGGAUGGCCGGGUACCGCCGAAGCCAAUGCCACCGAUCACGACCACCAGCACCACUAGCACCACCACCACCACCACGACCACCACGGAGGCACCCACCGAGCCGCCGACCACAACGUCCCCUUUAGACGCGGACGAUCAGUUCAAGCAGCUUUUGAAUUUGCUAAACUAAUCCCCAACAAAGUGUACACCUUCCUCAAGAAUAAGCUACGUAAUUAAAGGAAGGCCGGUCCUUGGCCAAACAAUCCUUGGGCAAACAUUUGCUCAACUCGAAAUUCAA